GUAGAGCAAUUUGAGCCGCCGCAUCGAGCUAACCGCUUACCGCUUGCCGGACAAACGCGUUCCGUUUUCCCUCCGCUUCCAUUCGCUUUCGGCCCACUGUCGUCGUCGGUUGUCCAAAUGUCCGCGUAGGGAUAGUGUAACCUUUUUCCAAUUUCCGGGGGGGUCAUAGUAAAAAAGUUAACACCUAAGUAGUCCAGGCCUUUUGGGCCAAGCCGAUCCCAGCCAUCCAUUUACCGGGCACCGGGCUCUUAACACGGGGAUCGUUUUAAUCGGUGUCGCGUUGUCGUUAUUUCGGUUUUUCGCGAUUUUCCCCACAUUCCGUGUGCUGUGUGCUGUGCGAGGUGUUCUUGGAAUUAAUAAAUAGUUAAAACCGAAACGUUGGCAAAAAUCCACUGAAUGAGCAAGAAAGUUAUAUAAGGCCCGAACCGGAUUUAUUUAUUAAUUAUACAUACGAAUGUGAUCAAAACAAAAACAGACUGACAACAAAACUCGGCUUUUUGGAAUAUACCAAAAAAAGCAACUCAAAUACAAACCGAUCCCGAUAUAUAUAUGUUUUUGACGUCUUCAAUAUGCAUUGAUCGCGCCCAUCAAUUUAAUUUAAUCAAAAGCAGUUACUCAAAUUCAAUGAACAAAUAAAUUUGCGCAGCCCAACAAGCCAAUAAACGGAUCAAUAAACCGAAAUACAAUACACGAUUUCCGCUAACAUCUGGCAACGCUGUCCGUUGGCAGCUUGUAACGGUUAUUCACGACAAUUUACUCACGCCCCGAACGAGUGCAGCGAAACCAGCGAGUGCGAGCGAGAGGGCUAGCGAACAGGCAUGGGAAACUCCUCGUCACACACGCACGAACCACUCGAGCGCGGCUUCACACGCGGAAAAUUCGGUGAUGUUAAAAAUGGGAAAUCCGCUUCCUUCCGGUUUAGCAAGAAAUCGCCGAAGAAAAUGGAUCGUCUGCGUCGCUCCUUUCGCGAUUCCUUUAGGCGUCGCAAGGAUCGCGUUCCCGAAUCCUCGAAGCCGCAUCAAUGGCAGGCGGACGAGGAGGCCGUGCGAUCGGCCACCUGCUCCUUUUCCGUCAAGUAUCUGGGAUGUGUCGAGGUCUUUGAAUCGCGCGGCAUGCAGGUCUGCGAGGAGGCACUCAAGGUCUUGAGGCAAUCCCGUCGUCGUCCUGUCCGCGGAUUACUUCAUGUCAGCGGAGACGGCCUGCGAGUGGUGGACGACGAGACCAAGGGCCUGAUAGUGGACCAGACCAUCGAGAAGGUCAGCUUCUGUGCACCGGAUCGCAAUCACGAACGCGGCUUCAGCUACAUAUGCCGGGAUGGAACCACUCGUCGCUGGAUGUGUCACGGCUUCCUGGCGUGCAAGGACUCCGGCGAGCGAUUGUCCCAUGCCGUUGGCUGUGCUUUUGCCGUUUGUCUGGAGCGAAAGCAGCGACGCGACAAGGAGUGCGGCGUGACAAUGACCUUCGACACGAAGAACUCGACCUUCACGCGGACCGGAUCCUUCCGUCAGCAGACGUUGACGGAGCGUCUGGCAAUGGCCACAGUGGGCACAAAUGAGCGGAGCGUAGAUGGGCCGGGAUCAGCAAUGCCGGGUCCUCCGGCGGCCACCGUCAAGCCUUUCAAUCCCUUCGCCAUCGAACGGCCCCAUGCCACGCCCAACAUGCUGGAGCGUCAGAGUUCGUUCCGUUUGAGCACGAUUGGCAGUCAGUCGCCGUUCAAGCGCCAGAUGUCACUGCGCAUCAACGAUCUUCCGUCCAAUGCCGAUCGUCAGAGGGCCUUCCUGACCGCCGCCGCUGGCAAUCCAAUGCAGACGCCACUGCGAAGUGUUUCUCCCAUUGCCGAGGUCUCGCCGGCCAAGUCUGCUGGAGCGGAUCCGUUGUCAGCUGCCGCUGUAGCCGCCGAUUCUGUGAGCCAACUGUGUCAGGAGCUCAGCCAGGGUCUCUCGCUCUUGACCCAGACAGACGCCCUAUUAGCCGCCGGCGAGGAUCUAAACUUCAACAACAAUCGCAGCAUUAAUCAGAACAUCAUUGCCGCCGAGAAGCAGGUGCAACAUGUACACUCAUAUGCCCCGCCGACGGCACAAGUGACGCCUCGAGUGGCCAGCACCACGCCCACAUAUCAGACGCUCCAUUCGCAGUCGCCCUCGCGAUCGGAGCAGAGCAUCGAAACCUCGACGGAACUGCCCAAUGCCGAGCAAUGGCUGGGUCAUGUGGUGCGCAGUACGUCUCCGGCAGCACCGAAGCGGCCCACUUAUUUGGCCAACGUUGGCCGAGCUCAGACACUGGCCAGUGGCACUGGCGCUGCAGUUGGAGGCGGUGGCCCAGACGAUCCAUUUGACGCCGAGUGGGUGGCCAAUGUGGCAGCGGCCAAGCAAUUGUCGCCAGACUUGCCAAUCCCGAGCACUGCGCGCUCGCCUCUGGCCAGGCACAGCACCAAUCCGUUCAUCUCACCGCCCAAGGCGCCGGCGCAGUCAUUCCAGGUGCAGCUCUAGGCAGCGAUUGCGGGGUCACCAGGGGGACAAAGUGUGGUUCGCUUGAAAAAAACGUAACUUAGUUUAAAGUUCAGGGGCAGGAUCGGGCCAAACAGAGAAUCGAACAAAGAUGGUUAGAUGGAUGGCUGGAUCGGAUGGAGGUUAUCAGAGAUACUUAACGCAAACAUAACUAAUGUUGAAUAUGCAUAUAUAGAAAACAUAAACUACAGUUACUCACACGCAAAACGCAUCAAGUACAGUAAAUAAAUCCAUCAAUGGCGCUUAGCACUAGGCCAAAACUUAAAUUGCUUCGAGUAAAAUAAAUCAUCAGUUCGUAAGAGAUCUUAUACCGAAUUUCAGUCUUAUAAGCGGUUUUGAGUAUGCAACUAGGAAUUAAAGUUCUACGACAUGUAAUUUUUAAAAGACUUGAGUCAUACUUCGAUCAUUCUUCCCAUACUAAAAGACCGUUUCCAUUGACUAGACUGAUACUGGGGAAGAUCCCUUAGUCACUCAACAAUUGACCAAGCUACCAAGUUACCCACGAAAGUCCACCAUAAAGUAAACAACAAAACAAAAACAAAUGGCACCCUCUAAGCUUAAAUGCAAACUCUGUAUUAUACUUUGGUAAUGCCCUUCCACUACUUGUUGAUUGAUCCCACUAAGAAUAAUGAUUAGAUACAUAAAUAUGUAUGUUGAUAUAUAGGAAGCUCUAUGUCAUAGAGCCGAUUAUUAUUUUAUCAGUGUCAGUUUUGCGGUACACCGUUUUUAUAUCAAAUCUUUUAUUAUUUAACUUAAUUUUUAAAUCUGUACAAAAUGUAUUAUACUUAAAUUAUAAAUAUAAUUUAAAAAUAAACAAAACGGAAACGUAAAAACUUCAAGUUAUUUAAACAUAGAAAUCAAGCAGCUAAACGCAAUGCAACUAAGACGAUAUAGAAAUAUUGAAAUAAAUAAAGUUAUAUAGAAACAUAUUGCAUAUAUUAUAAAAGACGAAGCCAAAUUCGGCAAACAGAAAUACAUUCGAUUUGUGCGCUUCUGACAUGUAUUUGUUUUAUUUUUGCGGAAUAUUUUUUAACACAUCCCAAUAUAUUCUAAAGGAAUACAAAAUCACGUAACCAAUGCACCAAAUGUUACCUAAUGUUUAUAGGCUGAUUAUUUAAACCCUAGAUAGUAUCAACUAGAAAAAAAAAUCCAUUCAUUGUUCCUAAGAAGAAUUAGGAGUCAAGUGAAUCGCACUCAUCAGUAUUUAAAUAAAGCGUAGCUACAUAUAUCAACAGAUCGACUUAACUCAAACCUAUGCAAAGGUUUUGUAUAUAUGUAUAAAAAGCGAGUCGCUCUGAAUGAUUUAUCAAUUGAUUUGCCUUGCAAACUGUCACCUGGCUUUUUUGGAAAUCUAACUAAGUUUUAUCUACAAAAUCAGAAAUUUUCUAUGAAUUUACACGAGCACUAAUGUAACAUAAGGACGACUUAAAAACAAAUAUCAAUUUGAAAGGAUCUUAUUUUGUCUCAAUAUUACAUAAAUUGGUAUGGAAGAAAAAUAAUAUAUAUAUAUAUUAGUUACUUAUAUAUAUAUAUAUACAUAUAGUAAAUCAUUAUAUUCCUUUGAAUAGUUUCCCACCUCGAUCAUUUUUAAACAUUCAUGAUGCAUUUUUUGGGGUUUUCACAUAAUUAUUUGUAUUAAGGCACUAAUAUAAAUCCUGACAUUUGAAAAUAGUCGUAGUAGGAGAAGGCCUUAUGACGAGGAGACAAAAAUCUAAAUAAAGCCACACAAAUAAUUGUCACAUAAACACCUUAUAUAGUAAAAAACAUAUCGUUUCGUUUGACGUUUAGUAAAAUUGACAUGCAAAGAGAAUGUUAUAUAUAUAUAUGCCACAUAUUAUCUGAGAUAUUAUGCUUAUUUAUUUACAAAAAUGUCGGUUGAAUGGUAGCU
Messenger RNA from Drosophila melanogaster (fruit fly), 4395 nucleotides. RefSeq names its product numb (gene numb). The record is from RefSeq and is marked reviewed. Bases 819 to 2489 code for a protein of 556 amino acids. NCBI's taxonomy places the organism in Eukaryota, Metazoa, Arthropoda, Insecta, Diptera, Drosophilidae. Gene Ontology annotation, cellular component: cytoplasm; cell cortex; nucleus. The transcript is spliced from 5 exons.